Messenger RNA from Sceloporus undulatus (fence lizard), 2859 nucleotides. RefSeq names its product piggyBac transposable element derived 5 (gene PGBD5). The record is from RefSeq and is a predicted model, not a curated record. Gene Ontology annotation, cellular component: nucleus. NCBI's taxonomy places the organism in Eukaryota, Metazoa, Chordata, Lepidosauria, Squamata, Phrynosomatidae. Gene Ontology annotation, molecular function: transposase activity. Gene Ontology annotation, biological process: non-replicative DNA transposition.
UAUGUCUCCAGUGCGGAUGCAGCCUCAGUGCCCCCCCCAUCCCGAAAGGGCCUCUGUCUUUUUAAGGGCAGCAGCAGGGCUCCUCCUUCCGAAGGGCGGUGCGAGGGCGGCCUCUGAGCCCCUUCCUCCGGCGGACGGAGAGGAGGACUGCAGCAGCAGCAGCAUCGGGCGGGCGACCAUUGGCUCGGAUGAAGGCGCCGGAGGAGCGAUGCUGAGCUGGCUGCUUCCCCCGAUGGCGCUUCAGACCCACGGCGGGGGGCCCCGGGCAGAGCAGGAGGCCGGCCUCCCCCGAGAAGGAGAAGGAGAAGGAGGAGGAGAAGCAAGGGGCCGGGGGAGCGGCGUCUCCUGCCUGCCUCCUUCGGUGCCGGAGCCCCUUCUGCUGCUGGGCUGCUGCCUCCGGCCGGAGGACCCGACUGAGCGGGGGCUGCUGCUGCUGAGGCCCCAGGGGGAGCAGAGGAGGAGGAUGGGGAUGAGGGAGAUGGAGGAGGAGGCCGGCGGCGGCGGCGGCGACGGAGGCCAGCCUCUGAGGCUGCUCGCCCGGCUGGAGGCGGCCCGCUACCGCUACGAGAGCCUCCAGAUCUCGGACGACGUCUUCGGGGAGUCCGGCCAGGAGAGCAGCGGAGGCGGGAACCCCUUCUACAGCACCUCCGGAGAGUCCCGCUCGGCCUCCGAGGAAGACGAAGAGGAGGAGGAGGAGAGCCCCCGGGGAGAGAGGGGAGCAGCAGCAGCAGGGAAGGGGCGCCCAGGCUCCAAGGGAGGGGAGGAGAAGAAGACCCCUUCCCCUGCGAUGGCUUUGGCCCCGGGCUCCCUGGAAGACCAGCCCCAGGAAGAGGAGGAGACCCCGGCGGCAUCAGCAGCCUCUGGAGCGGCUUUCCCUGCCAGGUUUCCCCCGAAAGAUCCGCCCGAGGAGGAAGAGGAGGAAGGCCGGGGGGGCUGGAGCCCCCUCCUCCAGGAGCCGCCCAGCCCCGCUUUCCAGGAGAGCAGCGGCCCAACACGCAAAAUGCCACCAACUGCCAGUGCAAUGGACUUCUUCCAACUCUUUGUCCCUGACAACGUGCUAAAGAAUAUGGUGGUGCAAACUAAUAUGUAUGCCAAGAAGUACCAGGAGAGAUUUGGGAGUGAUGACACAUGGAUGGACGUCACCCUGACAGAAAUUAAGGCUUUCUUGGCAUACAUGAUAUCCACAAGCACUCACCACUGUGAGUCUGUCCUCAGCAUCUGGAGUAGUGGUUUCUAUAGCAACAAGAGUAUAGCACUGAUCAUGACUCAGCCGAGAUUUGAGAAGAUACUCAAGUACUUCCAUAUUGUGGCCUUCCGUUCCAGUCAAACGACACACGGCCUCUACAAAAUCCAGCCCUUUCUGGACUCUCUGCAGCAUAGCUUCGACUCUGCUUUUAAGCCUUCCCAAACCCAGGUCCUCCAUGAACCUUUGAUUGAUGAAGAUCCCAUUUUCAUUGCCACCUGCACAGAACGAGAGUUACGGAAGAGGAAAAAGCGGAAAUUCAGUCUCUGGGUUCGACAGUGCUCAUCUACUGGUUUUAUAUGCCAGAUCUAUGUCCACCUGAAAGAAGGAAGUGGGACUGAAGGUCUGGAUGCUUUGAAGAACAAAACCCAGCUCCACAGCAUGGUGGCCAAGAGUCUUUGUCAGAAUGCUGCAGGGAAAAACUACAUCAUUUUCACUGGCCCCAGCAUCACCAGCCUGAAUCUCUUUGAAGAGUUUGAGAAGCAAGAGAUUUAUUGUUGUGGGUUACUCAGUGCAAGAAAAAGUGACUGCACCGGCCUGCCCCAGUCUAUGCUAAAGAACCCGGAUGUCCCUCAGUCUCGAGGACAAUACAGGAUAAAGAUGAAAGGAAACAUGUCAUUGAUCUGCUGGUACAAUAAAGGAUAUUUUCGGUUUUUGACCAAUGCUUAUUCUCCAGUUCAGCAAGGUGUUAUAAUUAAGAGGAAAAGUGGAGAGAUACCCUGCCCACUAGCAGUAGAAGCUUUUGCAGCUCACCUUAGUUAUAUUUGCAAAUAUGAUGACAAAUACAGCAAGUACUUCAUUUCGCAUAAACCAAACAAGACAUGGCAACAAGUCUUCUGGUUUGUCAUCAGCAUCACCAUUAACAAUGCCUACAUCUUGUACAAAAUGUCCGAUGCUUACCAUGUGAAAAAAUACAGCCGAGUGCAGUUCGGUGAGAGACUUGUAAAGGAGCUGCUAGGCUUGGAGGAUAGUUCACCUUGUCAUUGAUGGAUUGUUCCUGAUGGCUUAGGUCAAGAGAGGAAGAGGAGACUGAGGAGAAGGAGAUUCUGAAAUGCCAAAAUAAGAAGCAUCACAAAAUGACCAGGGAAACCAUUCAGGUGUUUGGGGUCUUUGACAAAGGCUCAGCUGAUAUGCAGAGGGCCCUAAUGGGAGCACCUCCUGAAAGCUGCACAUAUGAAUGCACCGUGGGCACUUGUGCAUCCGAAGUGAAUUUAUGUUCGUAGCUAUUUCUUAAUACUAUUUGUCAAACAGGGUGUUAGUUGUUGUGAGCCCCCUUUCCUCCCCCAUUGCCCCCACACUAACACAGCUUGACAUCUGAAACUGGGCAAUGUAUGUUCAUCUUUUAAUUGUGUGAUCAACACACAGUGUCAAACGAGAUGUGCUGUCUUGGGGCUGCAAAGGCUUAGCCACCUGGGGAAGGGUCACUCAGAGAUCUCUGGGAGAGAAAUAUUGAAAAAUGUAUAAAUCUAUUUUGCAAGCCUAUCGUUAGGUGACAGCAAUGAAGGCUUAGUGGGUUGGUGAAGAUUUUAUUUUCUUGCAGUGCUUUUGAAUCAUGGGGUAAAUAAUGACAAUUUUUUAUAUAAAUCAAUGGUCAGAAACUGGAGCUUACCAAUCAA